UAAUAGACCCCAAAAAGAGAACCGAAAAAUCGUAAGAAAAUCGAUUCAUAUUUGCCUUUGUACUUCCGACGUUCAUGGUUCAUCCUCGCGGUGGCAUCACCGGAGAGUCGGGGACGAGUUUGAACGUGCAAAGCUUAGCGAGACGCGAGUUUCUCUGACACUAUAACAAGUUGUAUUGGAAUGGAGAGCCCAGAAAGUCGAACAGAUGGUAGCAGUUGUGUUGAGCCAACUCAAGAGCCACUGUUAUUUGGGCUUCCAGAUGAUAUUGCACUCUUCUGCUUGGCUAGGGUUCCUCGAGAGUAUCAUACGGUUCUGAAGCGUGUCUCAAGGAGAUGGAGGGACUUAGUGUGCAGUGAAGAGUGGUAUGCUUACCGUAGAAGGCAUAAUUUAGAUGAAACUUGGAUCUAUGCUCUGUGUAGAGACAAGCAUGAGCAGGUUUGUUGUUAUAUAUUGGAUCCCAACUCUUCAAGAAAGUGCUGGAAGCAAAUCAAUGGGCUUCCACCCCGUUGCCUGAAGAGGGAAGGAAUGUGUUUUGAAGUGUUGGGAAAGAAACUUUACUUGAUGGGUGGCUGCCGGUUGUCUGAAGAUGCUACUGAUGAGACCUACUGUUAUGAUGCUUCCAUGAACACUUGGACUGAAGGAUCAUCCUUAUCUACUGCAAGGUGUUACUUUGCUUUUGAAGUUCUGGAUGAGAAAAUCUAUGCAAUUGGUGGACUUGGCUUAAGUUCAAGUGUUCCUUACUCUUGGGAUGUAUAUGAUCCUUGGACAAACAAUUGGAAAUCUUACUUGGAUCCCAACAUUGUUCCUGGAAUUGAAGAUUCUAUUGUCUUGGAUGGGAAGAUCUAUAUUCGUUGUGGCAGAUCUUCUAUAACUUCUAAUGUGUAUGUUGUAGUUCAUGAACCAUCAAGUGGCACUUGGCAGCAUGCAGAUGCUGACAUGGCAUCAGGCUGGCAGGGUCCUGCAGUUGUUGUAGAUGAAACCCUUUAUGUGCUGGAUGAAAGUUUUGGAACAAGGUUAAUGAUGUGGAAGAAGGACGUUAGGGAGUGGGUUCCAGUUGGGAGGCUUUCACCCCUACGUACAAGGCCACCCUGCAAGCUUGUUGCUAUUGGGAAGAACAUUUUUGUGAUCGGCAGGGGAUGCAGCACAGUAGUUGUUGAUGUGAGCAACGCCGGGAAUAUGGGAGGUUUUAUGGUGAGUUCCUCCAUGCCUAAACUUACUUCUAAUGAUGAAGUGAUUAGCUGUAAAUGUUUGUCAAUCUGAAAUUCUGAAGCCAAAGCUUGUUAUUAUGUUGAAAUUCUUCUUGUGUAUUAUUAACAUGCAAUAUUCUUCCCUGGAAAUAGAAAUUGUUGUCCUUAAACUGUAACAUUUGACCCUUUUCAUACAUUUGAAUCAAGCUUUCUUUAUUCU
Molecule: messenger RNA, 1407 nt
Organism: Rubroshorea leprosula
Lineage: Eukaryota; Viridiplantae; Streptophyta; Magnoliopsida; Malvales; Dipterocarpaceae
Source: the annotation of a GenBank genome assembly